UGUUGGGAGAGAAUUUUUCGGUGCUUUCCCUUCCGUUAUAUUAUAUAUAUUCUUGAAUUCUCUGGGCACGGAUAGGCGGCAGGAGCGAAGCAAACUGUAAUGGCGGGUUUUCUUCUACUUUUCUUAUUCUUGUUCACUAAUUCUGUAGCGGAAGAAGUAUCGUUCGGUAUCAAGCAACAUCUAUCAACCGUUACCAGAUAUGGUGCUUCGAAAGGUGUUCAUGAUAGUAACUAUGCUUCCGCGCCUGAUGGAUGUGUUCCUAUUCAUUUAAAUCUUGUGGCCAGGCAUGGAACUCGUGCUCCAACCAAAAAACGUAUUCGAGAGUUGAAUAACUUGGAAAGUCAAUUGGAGAUGCUUAUAAGAGAGGCAGUAGAAAAUGGGUUGUCUCUGCAUAAACUUCCUUCCUGGUUGAAGUUGUGGAAAUCUCCUUGGAGAGGAAAAGUCAAGGGUGGAGAAUUAAUUACUAAAGGAGAGGAAGAAUUGUAUGAUCUUGGAAUCCGAACAAGAAAAAUGUUCCCUGACUUGUUUAGCGAUGAUUAUCACCCGGAAGUUUAUACCAUUAAAGCAACUCAGGUUCCUCGAGCAUCAGCUAGUGCUGUGGCAUAUGGUAUGGGGCUAUUUAGUGGGCGAGGAAGCCUUGGAUCAGAUCAUCAUCGAGCCUUUUCUGUCAUCAGCGAGAGCCGUGCCAGUGAUACCAUGCUUAGGUUUUUUGAUUGUUGUCAAAGAUACGAGGAUUAUAGGAAGCAUCAGGAACCUGCUGUCGACAAGCUCAAAGAACCUGUACUUGAUGAUAUAACUAAGUCACUCAGUGAACGUUAUAGUCUGAAUUUUACACGGCAGCACAUUUCAUCUCUUUGGUUUCUCUGUAAGCAGGAGGCAUCCUUAUUGGACAUAACGGAUCAAGCUUGUGGACUGUUCAGCCCUUCCGAGGUUGCUUUGUUGGAGUGGACGGAUGAUGUGGAGGUGUUUAUAUUGAAGGGUUAUGGUAAUUCAUUAAACUAUAAAAUGGGAGUUCCUUUGUUGUCAGAUAUUGUUCAAUCCAUGGAGCAAGCUAUCAAGGCCAAAGAAGAAAAGCAAGUUCCUGGCAGCUACGAGAAGGCAAGACUACGUUUUGCUCAUGCCGAAACUGUGCUUCCAUUCACAUGUUUGCUCGGGCUCUUCCUCGAAGGACCUGAUUUCACAAAAAUACAAAGGGAGCAGCCUUUGGAACUUCCUCCACGGCCUCCAGCUAGUAGAAUAUGGAAGGGGAGCGCUGUUGCACCUUUUGCUGGGAAUAACAUGCUUGUUCUCUAUAACUGCCCCGCUAACUCGUCGGAUCAGUACUUCGUGCGAGUUUUGCAUAAUGAAGAACCCAUAGCAAUGCCGGGUUGUGAUGGUUCGGAUUUUUGCUCCUUCAAAGACUUCAAGGAGAAAAUUGUAGCACCUCAUCUCAAGCAUGAUUUCAACACAUUGUGCGCUGCAAAUCUUGAAGAACCUGCGUCGGAGCCUGAAACGAGUAAGUUCUCACUGUUUCGUUGGCUCUUCGGGCCACGCAAUGACGAUAAACAACCCCGAAAAGUUGAAUUGUAAUAGAUGGUGCUUACUAAUUAUACAUCUUUGUCUUUGACAUUGUUUUCUUAAUGUGCAUAUAAUCAACAGGCUCCAAACCCAGGUUUUACUUGUAGGCAGGAGUUUACUCGUUUUCCGUGCUAAUUUCGAGUUUCAUUUUAUCUGGAUCUUGAGCUUGCAUCUGUUUCACACGUCUUUGAUUCAAAGAUUUAGACUCAACAUUGAGCAUUUGGCAUUUGCUUGGAUGUUUUGUUUUACCACACAAGGCACGUGCUUCACCUUCUGUACUCCUAAAUCAUACUAGAUUAGGUUACUCUUUACAAUA
This is a messenger RNA of Cucurbita moschata (crookneck pumpkin), 1873 nucleotides long. RefSeq names its product multiple inositol polyphosphate phosphatase 1. Gene Ontology annotation, molecular function: inositol phosphate phosphatase activity; acid phosphatase activity. Lineage: Eukaryota; Viridiplantae; Streptophyta; Magnoliopsida; Cucurbitales; Cucurbitaceae. The record is from RefSeq and is a predicted model, not a curated record. The transcript is spliced from 11 exons. Bases 100 to 1569 code for a protein of 489 amino acids.